This is a messenger RNA of Drosophila santomea, 1169 nucleotides long. It is a transcript of the gene Ubc2, whose product is annotated as ubiquitin-conjugating enzyme E2-24 kDa. Bases 315 to 1013 code for a protein of 232 amino acids. Gene Ontology annotation, molecular function: ubiquitin conjugating enzyme activity. Gene Ontology annotation, cellular component: nucleus. The transcript has 4 exons. Gene Ontology annotation, biological process: protein polyubiquitination. NCBI's taxonomy places the organism in Eukaryota, Metazoa, Arthropoda, Insecta, Diptera, Drosophilidae. The record is from RefSeq and is a predicted model, not a curated record.
CUCGCUACAAACAUACAAAUUAUCGAGUUUCUAACAAAGAUAAAGACGGCUCUGCGUCGCCUCGUAAUUUGCCAACUGUAAUUUUAGCCAAAUAACAGCGAUCGCGACAGUGAACCGCCGAGAAGUUGGAGCGCCCACACUGCCACCCACCGAGGACGCCAGCAGAACAGCCGUGCACCCACUGCGAAGGCCGUGUGCGCGAGAGUGCGAGCGAGAGGGCAGCAGGCGACACAGGCAGAAUCAUUUUCGCAAGUGUUGUGAUAGAAAAAAGUGAAAGAAACUGCGAUAGUGAGUUCGAAGGAACAAGACCAAAAAUGUCUUCAACCCCAGCAGCGGGCAGUGCCGCCGAAGUGGCCACCUCCAGUGCCACCUCAAAUGCGCCCAGUGCACCCAGCACAACGGCUAGCAAUGUGAACAAUCCCAGCCAGCCGACGUCUGCCGGAACGCCGCAGGCACGUGGUGGCAGGGGCAGCAACGCCAACGGAGGAGCCUCUGGCAGCAAUGCAGGUGGCGGAGAUGAGCCGCGCAAGGACGCCAAACCAACGCCCAGAAUAUCCAAGGCUCUGGGCACCUCGGCCAAGCGCAUACAGAAAGAGCUGGCCGAGAUCACACUGGACCCACCGCCCAACUGCAGUGCCGGGCCCAAGGGCGACAACCUGUACGAGUGGGUCUCUACCAUUCUGGGACCACCCGGAUCCGUCUACGAGGGCGGCGUCUUCUUCCUCGACAUACACUUCUCGCCGGAGUAUCCCUUCAAGCCACCCAAAGUCACGUUCCGCACGCGCAUCUAUCACUGCAACAUCAACAGCCAGGGCGUCAUUUGCCUGGACAUACUCAAGGACAACUGGUCGCCGGCGCUGACCAUAUCAAAGGUCUUGCUGUCAAUUUGCUCCCUGCUCACAGACUGUAAUCCAGCCGAUCCGCUGGUGGGCAGCAUUGCCACGCAAUAUUUGCAGAAUCGUGAGGAGCACGAUCGAAUUGCGCGUCUUUGGACAAAGAGGUACGCAACAUGAUGCGUAAGUUCUGGCAUCGAACAUGUACCACAAACCGAAAACUGCAACAACAGAAACGAAAAUUCGCAUCUUGCAACGGAGAAAGUCUAUUUUAUAAAUAUAUAUUAAAAUACGAUAACUAAUAAAUUAACAGUAACAACUACCGUAACACGAAAA